Molecule: messenger RNA, 1152 nt
Organism: Dermatophagoides pteronyssinus (European house dust mite)
Lineage: Eukaryota; Metazoa; Arthropoda; Arachnida; Sarcoptiformes; Pyroglyphidae
Product: beta-1,3-galactosyltransferase 1-like
Biological process (GO): protein O-linked glycosylation
Cellular component (GO): Golgi membrane
Molecular function (GO): hexosyltransferase activity
Source: RefSeq, a predicted model, not a curated record
AACUAACUGAAAAAAAUGGCGAAUAAUAAUUUAUCGAUGAAAAAUUUUCUAUUAUCAUCAUCAUCGUUAUCAUCAUUAUCAUUAUUAUUAUUGAUCUUAAUAACAUUAUCAUUCAAAUUAUCAUUAAUCGAUUGUCGUAAUUAUGAACAUUCAGCAGCAGAAUUAUCACUUACCAAUCAGGUAGUCAUACAACAACGUGAUUGUUAUCCAAAUGAAACACCAAUAUUUGUACAUACUGCUGCAUCAACUAGUGGAAAAUAUUUUAAUCGUCGUCAAGUAAUACGUCGUACAUGGGCACGUGAAGCAUAUAAAUAUAAAAUGCGUAUAUUGUUUGUUAUCGGUGUACCAAGAGAUCUUUCAAUUGAAAGAUCAUUAAAAGCAGAAGCAGAUAAAAAUCAUGAUAUUUUACAAUUUAAUUUUAUCGAAGAUUAUUAUAAUCUUACAUUAAAAGCAAUAUCAUUAUUAAAAUGGUCAUAUCGUCAUUGUAGUAAUAGCCCAUAUAUGGUUAAAACCGAUGAUGAUGUUGUAUUAAAUAUGCCAAUGUUAUAUCAAUUAGUACGACAACGUAAAAUACCAUCCGGUCUUACUGGAUUAGUAAUGACAACACCUGCUAAUCGUGAAAAUGGUCAUAAAUGGCAUAUGCCUGAACAUCUUUAUCCAAAAGAUUCAUAUGAAUUUCUUGCCGGUUUUUCUUAUCUAUUAUCAAUGGAUAAAUUGAAAAAAUUUUUGAAAACAAUUAUUACAUAUCCAGGUCCAAUACUUGAUAUUGAUGAUCUAUUUCUAACCGGUAUUGUUGCUGAUUAUGGAAAAAUACGUAGAAAUAAUAGUUUUCGUUUUAAAUUUUUUUGUGGUACCGAUGUUUGUACAAUGGAAACAUCAUUAGCAAUGCAUGCAUGUCCAAGUGCAAAAAAUAGUGAAUAUAUGUAUCGUUUUUGGAAAAAUGCUGAUCGUCUUUCCUGUUAUCGUCAUUUUCGUUUAAGCCGUUCAUAUCGUCGUCGUAGGCCAAGAAGAAGUAUUGAUGAAUCAUCAUCAUCAUCAACAUCAUCAAUAACAACAAUUUCAGCCGAUCAAAUGAUAGCCAAUUAUACUGAUUAUCUAAUCGAUAAUCAUCAAUUGAUUGGUUUUAAAUUUCGUCAACCAUAAAAUACAAAA